AUGACCGUCCCGCCCCCGCCCGCCACCUCAAAGAACCAUGAUAAACAUGACGUCGUCAUAGCUGCUGACAGCACUGAACCCCACGGCCUGCCCGUCAAGUCUGGUGGUGACUCGCUCCACGUUGUCAGCAGCUUCAGCGGCGCUAUUCGUGUCCCUUCACCUGAUCCAUCAUUACUUUCCGUCGAUGACGGUGGUCGCUGGGGUCGCAAUGUAGCUUCCUUGCCGUUAUCGAGGUAUGCCUCCAGGCAUCAUGUUUCGCGCUCGCCGGCCCCUCCGCAGCGCCCAAGAACAUGGAAGGGGAAAGUAGAGGUGUUUUGGACGAAGAACAAGGGCCUAGCUAUGGUGCUGUUCUCACAGCUGUUUGGGACGCUGAUGAACGUCACCACGAGGAUGUUGGAGAUUGAGGGAAACGAUGGACAAGGUUUCCAUCCGUUCCAGGUGCUGUUUGCGCGAAUGAGCAUCACUGUAAUGUGCUCUACCUUUUACAUGUGGCGAACGAAGACUGAGCAUUUCCCGUUCGGCAUGAAGGAGGUAAGGCCACUUCUCAUUGCUCGAGGUUUGACGGGGUUCUUUGGGGUCUUUGGGAUGUAUUAUUCCCUCCUAUACCUCCCCCUCGCCGAUGCCACCGUAAUCACUUUCCUAGCCCCCUCUCUCGCCUGCUGGGCCUGCUCCUACCUCAUCAACGAGCCCUUCACCCGCAUGGAACAAAUCGCAGCCUACAUCUCCCUUUUCGGUGUAAUCCUCAUCGCACGCCCCCUCUCCUUCUUCUCCUUCGUCUCGGAAUCCAAAAAAGAUGCAGACUCUUUACCAACCAUCCCUACAAACGCAACCGUCGCUCCACUCCCGCAUCUCGCAUCCGACUACGACGCCGUGACGCCCGCGCAGAGAGCAGCAGGCGUCGGCGUCGCCAUGCUGGGAGUUUUGGGCGCCGCGGGAGCGUAUACUACUAUCCGAUGGAUCGGUAAGAGAGCGCACCCGCUUCUUUCUGUGAACUAUUUUGCCGUGUGGUGCACGAUUGUUAGUCUGGUCAUGAUGUUUGCGCUUCCUGGUGUAGGCUUCCUGCUUCCGAGAUCCCUCAAAGACUGGACGUAUCUUGUGUUUUUGGGCAUCUGCGGGUUUGUCAUGCAAUUCCUCCUCGCGGCAGGCCUCCAGUACGAGAAGUCGUCCCGCGCAACGAAUAUGGUGUACUGCCAGAUGCUCUUCGCUCUCGCGUUUGACAAGCUCGUUUUCGGCACUACACCGAGUGCGCUCUCCAUCUUGGGGUCGUCGCUGAUCUUGGGAUCGGCAAUUUAUGUUGCGUUGCAUAAGAGCGACGCUGCUGGGAAGGAGAGCAUGAGUAGAGAAGUAGUGCCCGGGGGUCGUUUUGAGGAAGAAAUGGGGUUGAUCGAGACAAGUAGAGACGAUGGUAGGGAGACUGCUGGUGACGAUGAUGAUGAUGAUGAUGAGCAUCAUCAUCGUGAAAGUCGGAGCGCGGCACCGCCAUGA
This is a messenger RNA of Periconia digitata, 1485 nucleotides long. The record is from the annotation of a GenBank genome assembly. Lineage: Eukaryota; Fungi; Ascomycota; Dothideomycetes; Pleosporales; Periconiaceae.